This is a messenger RNA of Cucurbitaria berberidis CBS 394.84, 1279 nucleotides long. RefSeq lists its product as uncharacterized. The coding region runs from base 110 to 1279 and encodes 389 amino acids. The transcript has 2 exons. The record is from RefSeq and is a predicted model, not a curated record. NCBI's taxonomy places the organism in Eukaryota, Fungi, Ascomycota, Dothideomycetes, Pleosporales, Cucurbitariaceae.
CAAUCACGGGCGCAGUCCUUUUUCUUGGGAGUGAGUUAGUUUUGAGAGGAUCUAUCGAACAAAAUCUUCAGUCAACACUCUCCUGACCUCUCGAAAACGCAUCCUCACAAUGGCAACUCACUCGUCUGUGUUCCUUGACGUCGAUGAGAAUGAACGACAACCUAGCCUCCACCGGUCACGAUCAGGUGGAUAUGUAGACCAUCUGGAAGAGCAAGUCAAGUUCGACAGGCGUGACUGCGAACGACAGAUGAAGCGUUACCAUGACGGUCGAUAUGGAUCAGCUUCGACUCCACAGCACUCCUCUCCAUCUGAUCGCCUCCGCGUUCCGAUAUUUGAGACUAACACCAGGAGAAAUCGCUCAAACUCAGAAACCGGGAAGCGACAGGACGAAUCCUCGUCAAAAUACAACGUACAAGAAGUUCGACCCGGACCGAGACCAGUAUACGACUACGACUUGACCAGUGAACCUGUACUACCAAGUCAGGUAGCGCUGCCACGGAGACCGCCACAACAGAAAAGGCCAAGUAUUAAGGUGGAGAUACACCAAGACAACCCACCGUCUUCAAAUACAACUACCCAAACACCCAGAAGGAGUCCUAGUGCAAGUCCAAGAUCUCCCACCGCACAGCCGCAGCUGCAGUACCAGUACGCGACACUGCAGAACACGCUUGCCCAAGUCAGCACGACAUGCGCAGUGUAUCUGAAAGUCGAGGCAGCAGAUGCACGAGACUUAACAUUUACAAAGAUCGCAGAGCAGGUCAAGGGAUACGCGUUCGACCUACAAGUGUGGGCUCAUGUUGUAGGUCUGAAUAGCAUGGCCCAGAUCGACUCACGGAAGAGAACGAUCGUCGAAGCUGCAUCACUAAAUCUGGAUCGCUUGAUCGAGCGUGUAACAGAGCUGAAUGCUGUAUGUUCGGAAGCGAAGCCGAAGGACCUCAAGUAUGGAGCACUGCCCGAGGUAGACGAUGAGACGAUGUUCGACAAUGAAGACGAUGACCGAAGCAGGAAUGAGGCAGACGCGACUGAGACCAUAGGCUUCAUCAUCCACUCCAGUCUCCAAAGCAUUGAGCUACAAAUCCAGACCCUAAAGCGGCUAUCACGUUCUCUGCAGGAGGCAUCACCGGAUGCAAAGGACGAAGUGGUUGGAGUUGCUUCUUUGGUCGAGGAGAUAGCGCAGUACUUCGGCUCGCAAGACGCGUUGGACCGGUAUGCUGUAGAUACCAAGUUCGCUGGCGGGAAAGCUUUGGACGAGGCCAGAUACGCUGCUGCAACACACUGA